Messenger RNA from Cornus florida, 1793 nucleotides. RefSeq names its product putative clathrin assembly protein At4g40080. Gene Ontology annotation, molecular function: phosphatidylinositol-4,5-bisphosphate binding; clathrin heavy chain binding; SNARE binding. The record is from RefSeq and is a predicted model, not a curated record. The transcript has a single exon. The coding region runs from base 395 to 1453 and encodes 352 amino acids. Gene Ontology annotation, biological process: clathrin-dependent endocytosis; clathrin coat assembly; vesicle budding from membrane. Gene Ontology annotation, cellular component: clathrin-coated pit; clathrin-coated vesicle. NCBI's taxonomy places the organism in Eukaryota, Viridiplantae, Streptophyta, Magnoliopsida, Cornales, Cornaceae.
UUAUUGUGGAAGAAUGAAAUUAUUAUUUUUUUUUUAAAGGGCACAUGUCUUUUUAAAAAAUACUACUAAUAAUAAUUUAUAAAGGUAAACUUCUAAUCUUUCUUUUUUUUUAAAAAUAAAAAAAUAAAGGGAAAAGAGAUAUAAAUUUUCCAAAAUAAUCACACGGAGUGUACUCGCCAAAGUAACUUGACCCAGCUAAGCGUGUCUGGAAAAUUAAGAAAGAAAAUGAAAGUACACGAUAAGGAAAGAGAGGUUGUCUCUCUAUAUACACACUAAUUAUAUAUAGAGAGAAAAAACCUUGUCACACCAGUUUGUCAAUUAUAUAAUCAUCGACUCUUUUCUCUUCACCUUCUUCCUUUUUCUUUUCCCACCAUUAGAAAUCCAUUUCCAUUUCAUGGGUGGAAAAAAGAAACUGAGAGGUCUCUUAGGCAUUCUCAAGGACAAUGCUUCAUUAAUCAAAUCAAUCCUAUCAAUCAAACGCACCACCUGCUCAAUCCACGUCGCCGUCCUCCGCGCCACCACCCACAGCUCCUCUCCGCCACCCGACCACCGCGUCACCGCCGUCCUCUCCCUGGGAAACGGCUCACGCGCCACCGCGUGCACCUGUGUGGCGGCGAUCAUGGACCGGCUCCACCGGAGCCACACCGCAUGGGUAUCCCUCAAGUGCCUCGUCGUUCUUCAUAGCAUUAUCACGAGAGGCUCUUUCAUUCUCAAAGACCAGUUUUCAUUUUACCCGUCAGCGGGUGGGUCCAACUACCUUAAUCUCUCGCAAUUUCGGGAUACCACGGAUGCCGAGACAUGGGGAUUGUCGUCCUGGGUUCGGUGGUACGCGAGUGUUUUGGAACGGAAUUUAAUGACUUCCAGGGUUUUGGGGUCCUACUUUUGUUGUUCGUCGGUAAAAACCGACAGACUGAAAGAUUCACAUGAUGUCAUCUCAUCAAUGGACUCUCACUUGCUGAAAGAAAUGGACGCUUUAGUGGGAAUGGUAGAAGAAAUUUGUAGAGCGCCGGAGUCUUUGCAUUAUCAACGAAAUGAUUUAGUAUACGAGGUACUUAGACUGGUGGUUGAAGAUUACGGUUCGACUCAGUACCAAAUCUUGAUCAGACUCACCGAGUUCGGCGAUAGAGUGAGUGGGUUGAGUUCGGGUGAGUUAGCCGAGUUGGGACUUUGUUUAAAGAGAUUAGAGGAGUGUAGAGAGAGAUUAGUGGAGUUGUUUGUGAACAGAAAAAGAAAUGAUGCGUUUUGGGAUCUGAUAGAUCAUACAAAGAUUAAGAUUGCGAAGGUGAAGGAAGCGAGAGAAAGAGAGAUGAUAUUGGUGAAGUUCAGGAGGAGGGAAGGGGAGACUGAGUCAACUCGGAUUGGGGAACGAGUCAUGGGGGUGAGUCAGUUGCUCGGGUUGCCUUGGUUGGGUUCGGACCGUCUUCAACUAACUGUUCAGACGGCAAUGGCGUGACUCACAAUGAGUUCCAAUAUCAAUUUAGUUUCCUAAUUUUGUGGAUUCAGGUUGUUCUUUUUCUUUUGUAUUUAUUUGAUUGCCCGCCACAUUUUUUACAAUUUUCUUGCCUCAUGUCCUUUGUUGUGUAGAUUAUUUAAUAUAAGAUAGAUUUAUUAGUAUUAUUACCCAGUUCAACAAAGACUAUAACAGUUUCAAAUGUAAUAUCCAAUUCCAUUUAGGAUAUCCAAUUUAUUACGCGUCUAGGAGAUGGACGUGAGUAUAUAUAUACAUAUAUAUAUAUAUAUAUAUAUAUAUAUAUGCGUUCGUAAGACAUAUCUGCUGAUCAUGGUCAAUGAGA